Cavia porcellus (domestic guinea pig) is the source of this 9128-nucleotide messenger RNA. RefSeq names its product collagen alpha-1(I) chain-like. The transcript has 5 exons. The coding region runs from base 1 to 1137 and encodes 378 amino acids. The record is from RefSeq and is a predicted model, not a curated record. Lineage: Eukaryota; Metazoa; Chordata; Mammalia; Rodentia; Caviidae.
AUGGCCAGUUCGUGGAGUGUGGGGCUGGCCCCGGGGGCCCGGCGGACGCUCGUGCAGGGGGGCCGCCAGCUGCCCGCUAGCUGCUCCUCCACCUCCUCCUGCUGCAGAGCAGAGGGAGACAGUCAGAGGGUGGAGGCUCGGCUGCAGAGACAUCCCACGCGCACCAUGGCCUGGCUCCUAGAGCCCAUGGGCCCCCGGCGUCGGAGGCUCUGCUCCCUCCCGCGGGCUGUGAGAGCCCGACGUCCUCGACCCCGGCCCAGCGGGGCAGCGCGCCCGGGCCUCGGCGGUGGCCGCGUCUGUGCUGGGGUCACCUGCGCGCGGCGGCGGUGGCGAGCGCGCCUGGCAGGGAGGGGAGGCGGCGGGAGUGCAGCGAGCCACCCGCGCUCAUCCCUGGGCAGCGCCUCUCGGGGACCCCGGGAAGGCGCCUCCCCCGGGACGCCGGGGCCGGGAACACCGGGGCCGGGGUCGGGGCGCGGGGCGCCCGGGCCGGUGACAAGAUGGCAGCGGCCUCACCGAACAAUCGCUCACUUACCCGGGCAGGGCGCGGGCGCUCGGGUGACACAAAGGAAGCAUGGAGAAACUUUUCAGCCCGAGCCGACGGCGGGGCGCGGGGACAGCGGCGCGGAGGCCCCGGGGCGCGCGCGGCUCAGCGGCCUAGCGGGGGCGCGCGUCCUCGCCGCGCUCGCGGCCCCCUCCGGCGCCGUGGCGGGAGCCAUUUCCAAGAGUUUCCAAGAAGUGUCGGGUCCACGGCGGCGUCCUGCAUCCUGCUGGAGCCCGGCCCCCUCCGGCGCUCCGCCUCCCGCGCGCCGUGUCCCCUCCCGCGGCGCCCCGGCCGCCGUGCGCCCGCGCGGUCCCCGGCCUCGAGCUUCUUUUGUGUGGCUGCGGCGCGCCGGGCUCCGCCGGGUGGAGUGGAGCUCGGGGCGGCCGGACUGGCGGCUGUUGCUAAGAGACCGGAGCCAUGACACUGGGAGAUUGCGGCAGGAUGGCAGUCGCCUCGGCGGUGUCACCCGCUUCCACUUGGGAGUUUGCAAUUGUGGACGCCCGGCGAGCGAGCGCAGAAGAAGCCAGGAUUCAGGAACAGAGCACCAGAAGAGCAGGAGCCAGCCAUGGUUCAGACUGACAGCGUCCGGCUUCUGAAGCACCAUCCAGAGACAAGGAGGAGGCGUUCUCGGGGAGCGAGCAGCCUUGCAGGAGAGUGGGCGUGAAGAUGAGGUGCCAAGCAGAAGUAAUGCUCAAAACCGGAAAAUUGCACACUUAAAAACCUAAAAAGAAUCCGAAUGAAAGAAGGGAGAGUUAGUCCAGAAAGAAAACGCCAAGAGGUGACAGGUGACGUUGUUAAGAGUCAUCAGAAAUAUACAGAAGAUGAUUUCACAGGGGGAGCAAGAGAGAUCUGUUUUUUUCACAUGGUGAGAAGGGGGAAGAACUUACCUCUUCUCUCCUCUUCUUUAUGUUUUGAAGAAAUAUACGUUUAGGGCAUCUUUUCCACCAUGCAGUUGCUGCAGGUGAAAUUCUAUUUACCCACGUGAGUGUGCACUGACUAGAAAGAUCCAGCAAGGCAUGAGCUUUGUCUGCAAGAGGCUACCUAGAGGGGGUCCCUGGUGGCACUGAUGGAACUGCUUCACCCGGUGUUUUUUGGAAACAGGGUAACAAAGAUCCACAUGAACCCCUGACCUGGGUGUUCUAGGCAUGUUCUAUUUAUCUGUUCCUCUAUGCUCAAAUGCUCACCAAGUUGGAGAAAGCUGUGGAGUUGCUCCGGGGAAGAGUGUGCCUUGCGAUUUACUAUGUUGUCUACAGAGCAACGGGAAAGGAGAGAGGAAUAGAUUUGUGGGGAUGAAUACUUUGUUACCAGUUUAACACUAGCAAAAAAUGGAGUACACACCUUGGAGCACAAGAUUUUUAAGUCAGCGAAUUCUUCAUUCUUUGAUUUCUUCCUCCUAAAGGCGGACAUUCCAAUCGCCUAGCGUACAACAUAGAUUGAAUUGUGAAAUAGGCUUCUGUCAAGCUGAGUGUGCCGAGAGCGGACACAAGUUCCAAAUGACUUGUCAAGUUUCAAACAACUACCCAGACUUGAAAACUUGGUCUUUUUCUCCUGGGAGUUCUUGCAUGGUAGCCUGCUCUCGGCUUUGAUCUUGACAGACUAUUACAACUUAGAGACUUUUCAGUUUAGGAGCACUUGCCUGGGGCAAAACAGAUAAAUAAGUAAAUACAAAUAAAUUGCUUUCGCUAAAUUCCAGCUUCCCCAAAGGUUAAUACAUUUUCAAAUUAAUAUGUACCCAAAGUGGCUAAUUUGAAAACACUGCCCACAGGGGCAUCGGGACCAGCUAUGUGUGGGUGGCACUGGUAUAUGUCUGACUCACCUACCUGAUGCCAGCUUAUUCUUCCAGGUGGCACCACCUGGUCAUGUGUUCUGGGUCUCCCAGGGGCCAGAAAGUCCAUCUCCCCUUACACCAGGUGCUAGACUUCGUCUUUAUUUCCCUUCUCCUCAUCUUCAGUUUUCCAUACCCUCAUUUUUUGUUUCUCCCCACCUGCAUGGAUGUGAGCUGCUUGAGAAGAACCACUUUUAUCUGAUUAGUUCACAGCUACAUCCCAAGGCCUGGCUCAUUGUGACACUCGGUAAAUAUUUGCUGAAUGAAUAAAUUAAAAUAUUUUCACCUAGACAUCUGCACAGGUGAAUUUGCUGGUUCCUGUGACGGGUAUUUCAGAAUCAAUAGGAUGCAUGAUGUGUAUCUGUGCCGCUCUCUUUCUCAUUUUAGAUUUAAAUAUUCCAGGCUGAAGGCACAUGGGUAAUGUCCUGGCGGUCAGGAGAGCCAACUCCAGCCUCCACACUGUAGUAACAAGGGCUUAUGAAGGACCAAUCUGUGCUUUAAGAAAGAUAUGAAGCUGGCCAUUCUGGAGCAUGAUUGCAAAUUGGUUGAAGAUGAAAAAAGAAAAAAAUUCAAUUAUCAGCAUUAAACAGGCUGAGUUUCACUUUCUAAUGAACUAUUCGUUGAAUGUGUUUUUGGAUUCCUUUGGUCAGAACCUGGCUGCCUGCUAAUGUAGAUUGCGAGACCCAGAGGCUCAGAUGAUGGAACAGUAAGAAGUUGCUGUCCUCUGACCCCACACCAGCAGAAGAACAGACCUGGCUGGCCCCCACCAGCAGGGCUCACUGUGGCAGGGCUGCCAUGGCUCAGUCAUCAGAACACUGUCUCAGAGACCAGCCAACGCCGUGCCCACGGGGUGCCGUCUCAUCCUUCCACCCUCGAGCUGUGUGAUGCCAUAGAACCAAGGUCUUCGAUGGGUUGCUGACAACAAGCUCUUGGGCUCCAGAACUGUGAGAAAUACAUUUGUGCUGUUUCUGCAGGUUACCUGAUGCGCGCCUUACCUAAGCUGUCGCUGAAACACUAAACAAACGCGGGCAGGUAGAAAACCAUGAAGCAGCGUCUUUCCGUGCUUUACUUUUGAAAAGAUGAAGUGAGGUAAGAUGAGCCGGUAGCAUCUGAUGUUUAUUUAUUUAUCCUGCAGAAACACAUCUGGGACCGCAGCAUUUCCCGUGAGCUGCAGGCUCCUGUACGUCCAGUCACCACAUGUGUUAACAUGGCUGCUGUUACCUGCAGCCCGAUCCACGCUGGAAGAGCCCGGCUGAGCCUGGGAUUCCUCAGUACUUUGUGCUCUUCAUCAUCCAUUUGCCUUGCUCCUUAAUUGCUAAAUCAGCGGGAACUCAGUCAAGUUCCAAACUGACAUAAAAGAGAAAUUGCUGGGUGCAGCUCCCUCCGCCCAGAGUACCCUGAAAUAGAACCCUUGGGAGGAAAAGAAUUUAACUCUCAAUAUUCUGAACUCAAGUGUCAUUUGGCCUGCUUUCUGCUCCCCCUUUCCUUGUUAAUGGCUGUUCUUAGACCACUUCACUCCACAGCACCUCUCCAUACCUUUGCUUUGUCCCUGGGUCACUGUCAUGUGUUGCCCAUAACAAAGGAGGCUUGGGGUCAUGCAGCACUGUCCCUCCACACUGCGAUCAGUGCUUGCUGUCCACUUCUCCUCCUUCAGGAGCUGGGCCUGCCUGGGUCCCUGCAGGUCCCCUGGAAGUCCCUGAGCCUUAUAGCAGGGCCAGCGGGGGUGUAUUUUUAAUUGAUCACUGGGUUCAAAAUCAAUCAUCUUCCUGCAAGGAAGAUCUGCAUGGGGCAAAGACUUGGAGGCAGACAAUUUCUUGGGAAAUCAAAUUGCUGACCACCAAUAUGCCAAAAAGCCCAGCUGUGCAAAUUGACUGGUUUCACUCAUGAGUCUGAGUCGAGCAAUUUACGCUUUUAUCUUCCCAGCAUCAUUUUGAAGAGUCUGUUUCUACUUCUACUGCAGAGGGAUCAAGACAUGCACAAGAGUACAUGGCAAUGAAACAUAUGUCGGAGAAAGAUUUAUCCUGAAUAUAUUGUUCAUUAAUAAGCAUAUUCAUAAGAAGAAUGUAUUUAUAAUUCUGAAUAUUCAAGAAUCGAUUAAGAUAUAUACUCUUCAUGCAUGUAUUUAUAAGCUUGUAACAAGAAUGCAUUUAUAGAGAAUAUAUUCAUGAAGCACAUAUUCUCAAAGAGUAAGAAUAUAUUCACAGGAACGCUUCAUAUUCAGAAUCACAUUCUCUAGCCUUAGGAGUUGCAGGGACAAAUUGAAUAUUCCUUAAAUAAUAUGAAGCAGAACCCGAGUGAGUAAAUGUGGAGAGCCUGCCUCUGCCGUUCCCUGAGGAAACACCUCUAGAUCCUGCAGUGUGCAAGGGCCAGGACUCGGGAUGGAGAUUUUGUAGACAAAAAUGACUCAGUCCCAAGCCCCGGCAUGUUUGAAAAUCAGCACUGCUUGGCAAGUGAAAGGUGCCAUGGCUUGCGGUCUUGUGUAAUUAAGCUGUGAAUCUCCUGGGAUCCUUUUUAAUAUGUGAGAUAAGAAGGCCAGGCUGUCUAAUCACAGGGAGGGGGGAGGGGGAAGAGGUGUUCAGUAAGUAAAGACAGACUUUCUGUGCUUAGUGUCCUAGGGCUGUUGGAAAUGGCAGAGAAACUUAAUUUUGCAAAAGUUAUCUGACAUUGCAGGCGUUCAAAGAUGACAGUCCUGAAGUCCCAAGCGCCCCAGGAGUUUUGCUAAUGAUCCAACUUCUAGCCUCGUGAUGUGUAUUCUUCAUGUGAUGCACAAACGGCCCUGUGGGACUGCUCUUUCUGAGAACCUGGAAGUUGGGAUUUCAUGAAGUCCAUCUGGCAAAUCUAUGCUUUCUCCCUAAUGAAACUCACACUCCAGGUGGGAUUUAGAAAGGAGGCCAAGGCCAGGAUCCUUCAUGCUAUAGGCACAUGGAUGCUGCUUGACUCAGACAGUGCACAUGCACACAUGUGCAUGUGAGAGUCAUGUGCAUGCUCGUGUGUGCAUGUGCACGCUCGUGUGUGUGUAUGUGUGUGUGUGUGUGUGUGUGUGUGUGUGUCUGUGCGUUGGGGUCCUCCUGGCAGAAUGAAGAGUUUCAACUCUCAAUGCUCCAAAUCCUUCUGGGGAGCAGGAUGGGAGGGGAAGUGGUCAGAGUAAAAGCCAGAGGACAGAACUGAGCCCCAAUGCCCCUCAGCCACAGCUGUACUCUCCCCUGGUUGGGCAUGGAGCCCCUCCAAAGGGAGCGGGAUGCAGAGCUCUCAAGCUCAUCAGGCUCCCUGCACAUUCAGGGCCAUCUGUGGGUGACCCUGCUGGAAGGUCAGUCCCCCGUCAGCGGAAAGCAUGGGUUGGUAUGUGUUCAUAAUGCCCUUAAUUCCUUUUUGAUCCCCUUCCCCUUCUUUCCUGGGCUCCAUCUCUUGGUCCCACUUCCCUUUGCGAAAGAUCUGUCUCUCUACUUACAAUAACCCACCUUUUACUUUGCUCUUUAUUUACACCCUGGGUUUCUCAUGAGUGUCUAAUAAAUAAAAAGAAAUGGAUUUGUGCUUCUUCUGUUUCCUCACAGCUAUUUGUGGUAACAGUAUCUUGUGUGUUACACUACCUGCAUUUAUAAUUAUGUGUCUAUCCCCCAAAUCAAGUUUUAAGACCUCGGCACAGGCGUGAUUUCCUCCUUUGGCAGAGAGGCCACACCUGAUGAAGAGACACCUCGCUGUGUGACAACAGUCAGCCACGAGGUGAGAAUCAGGGAUGAGUGCGCGGGCACAGGGUCCGUCCCCACUGAUCUCCUGAGCUAACGGAGACAACAGACAGCACUGAGGGGAAGGUGUCGGGAAAGGCUGCUGGGGGUGUGCAGCUAGGACACCUUGGGCAGAGGAUCCUCAAGUGUGAGGCCGGGAGGGGGCAGGAUGGGCUGAAUCUGGGGAAAAGGAGUUGAGUGAAGAUUUCAAUGUGGAAUCACAACGUGGGAAAACCCAGAGGGAGAGGAGAGAACAGAACACACACAGUGUGGGGCCAGCUCUCCAGGUUUGGGACAGACAGUCAGAAGGUUAGAUUUUCAUUUCCUGGAAUAGGCAGCUCCUUACCACUUACUUAGGAGGACUGAGCUCCCUUUGAAAGAGGGUGAGGCUGGGCACAUGGGUGGCAGCAUGGUGGUGCCUAGCAGGUAUCCAGCAGGUGUCCAGCAGGUAACACUUGGCUCUACCACUAGUGAUCACACCUUCUUCCAGGAAUUUCAAUCCCACCCAGUUCACUUGGCAUCAUUUUUUACAGCUCUAGGCCUUCCUGCUGAAAUGACAUGGAUUAAAUUAUCUGAAUCACAAAUCUUGGGCAUUCCACAGAGCCUAUACAGUGAGCACCUGGGAAAUUCUUAACAGGAAAACCUCCAGUUGAAUCCAUCUAACCAUUAACCCACACCCUGAGGGAACAUGGUAGUCAAAAUCACUUGCUCUGCUACUGACACCUGGGGUACCUGAAUUCCUCCACAGCAGGACAAAGAGGGCUUGGGCCCAGGUCACAAUGACACAGUCACUCGGACAGGGGUGGUGUGGGUUUUGUUUCAUCUGUUCCUUAUCAUUUUGAGUAUAUAAAAUUAUAAUAGCAGGAGCAGAAAUUUUCAAUGCACAGGGCAGUCAACAAAAGAGAAAGCAAAACAACACACAAGACACAGAAACAAAAUUUACAUCAACUGACCUUAUGUGGAAACUACAUUUAGGGAAGGCUCAAAAGAAGCAUGGUGCAUUCGUAUGUUCUUGAGAAGUCUACUGUCUUCAGUGCCCUAAAUUUUGAGCAAGUCUCUGAGCAAAAUCAGCUUUCAUAAACCACAAAGGCUCUUGGUGAAGUGUUUCAUACGAGGCACCUUAGCACGGCUCCCUCUUUCUCCCCUCCCCAAAAUGAUGAAGGAGUCUCCACUUCCAGAGGGCCUCUGCGCUGUUGCUAGGGUAAGAGUACCAAGAAGUGGAAGAAUUGAGAGGGACUCGUCUUCCCUAACUGUGGGUCUAAGGUAUGAAACAAAACACCAAUGAGAUGGGACAACGAAUCAGAACCUUUCAAACCAGACAGAUGUCGGGCUCCUGCCUCAGCCAUCGCCCCUUCUCCCGGUGUUACUGUCUGUCCAAGUGCAUGCAGGCUCCUGGUGUAUUUGUUACCCAGCUCCAGCUUCUCAUUAGACAGCUUCCAAGCAUGGCAGGAAAUCCCGAUGAAGUUGGGUCUGGCCCACCAGCUGGUGAGGGUGUCAUUGCUGAAGGAAGGCCUUCGGGAGGAGGGGUCCUAGCAGCUCCUGGAAAUGCCCACCAGGCUCUCUCUUGUCCCUGCUGGGAAUGUUCCUUUAUCGGGUUCCCCAUAUGUCUUGGGAGUGUGGCCUGCAAAGAGCUGAUGGAGUAAGAAGGGGAAUCCACACACCAUGAGCACCUGUGCCUAUUGUUGUUGUUUACAGUCAUACUUUCCUGAGUAAAGUACCCACAUGUCACUGUGAAAUCUUGUCCAAAACACUACAGUUCCAUCACUUAAGACUCACUCAAUCCAUUUCUUCUCAUUUAUUAAACACUCAUGAGAAACCCAGGGUGUAAAUAAAGAGCAAACUCAAAUGCAAGAUGAGUUAGCUGGGGGCCAUGCCCAGCGCGGGCCUGGUGAAAACUCACCCAGGAUAUGGAUGAAGACUGUAACUUGCUGCUUUACUGCUUGGAAGACUUCUGUUUGCAAAUGGAAAGUGGACUGCUUUUGCAUCGAGGAGGAUACAGGUGGAUGUGUGGGCCUUGGCCUGUUGGCUGUCACACAUCAGAGCAAGAAGUAUCCCCAGCCACUGAAGCCCUGACACCUGAUUGCCAAUGAAAACCUCUGCCCUCACAAGCAGCAGGCACUACAAGGGUCCACACUAAAUACAGCAAUGACUGUGGAGUCAUUAAAAGCAACUGAUGGGCACUCGUCCCAUCGCUGGAGAGCAAAGGUCCAUGUGCCAUGAGCAGCAGACCCUCUUCCCCUGCUUCCUGGCCCAAGGCAGCUUCAUCCUCCCUGAGGCCCUGGGAGCUCCUGGACAUCAGGAUGGAACCGUAGACCAUCGGAGCUGGGCCCAGCUUGAUCUCCAUGACCUUGACGAUGUCCACCCAGGCCAUGUAUCUGCUGCAAUCAAAUACAUGAACUCAAGUCAAACCCACCUGCCACAAAAGUCAGUUUGUCCAGCCAGAGCUCCUGGAUGCUUGGUGACUCUGGGGAGCUGGCAGCAAGAGAAUGAGGUGUCCUUUAUCUGCCCAUCAGCUGUCUGUUCUCCCCACCUGGAAACAGAGAGAAGCCAAAGCAGAAAUGUGGGUGUAUGGUCACCGUCUCCAGGUGGGUUCUGCUGGGCUUUCUUCCUGGCUUGAAUGAACCUGUAUAAAGAGCUUUAAGACUAACACCAAGAAUCUCAAGGACUCUUUCCUGAGAGAACCAUGUGCAAUGUGAUACUUAGUACCAUGUAUAACAGUGCAGUUCAUCCCAGGCUGCCAAUCCAGCAAAAGUAAAGAACGUACAGCAUUGCCGCAGGAUUGGGCAUCUCACUGCUGCCAAAUUCACAUCUCAGCGAUGAUGAAGGCCUCAGUUUUAAUUUUUAAAACAAAAUCUGCUUCAACCCCCCCCCCCACACACACACAUACACACACACACAUUCGGAAUCAUAGCAGUCUUUAUAGAAAAUGUUCAGGGAAGUUAUCUUUGGCUGGUAGGAUGAUGAUUGGGUUUUACUUCCUCCUUUUAAUGUCUCUGUGUUUUAAGGUUUCCAUCCAGAAUAAAAACUAUGGUACCCAGAA